UGAUGUCUUCCGGUUCCAUUUUUAUAUAUCUGAUCAAACAAAACCUCUUUCAUUCACAUACAUACAGAGCAUGGAUAUCACAAGCUCAUCAAUAAAUAAGCCACCUCUCCACGAGCAUCCACUUUUUCCUUCAGCUAUGUUUACCUUAAGCGUCUGUGAUGGCUGCCACAUAAAAGGAUACAUGUAUGACAGCUACUUUUGCAACGAGGUUUCCUGCAGUUUUCGGCUCCAUAAAGAGUGUGCGGAAGCUCCACUAGAGAUCAAUCAUCACCCUUCUCACCCGGAGCAUCCUCUCUUACUCACUAAUGACUCUCCAACAGAAGAUGGUACAUGUAAUUUUUGUGGACAAAAGCUUUUGUCCCCAUAUUAUACUUGUCCCACAUGUGCGUUCAGAGUGGAUUUCAUUUGUGGGAUUAAACCCUCGCCUUGUGCUAUUGAACACCCUGUGUGUCAUGACCACACACUCGUGUUUUUGAAGAAACGAGGCGAGGAAAAGGUCCGUUGUGAAUUAUGCAAGAAAUCUAUCCGUGGACCUUCUUAUUCAUGUCAAGAAUGCAAUAGUGUAUACUUUCACUUGGAUUGCGUUCAUCUCUCCAGAGAGGUAAAUCAUCCUUGUCACUCUAAUCACCCUGUUAAAAUCAUCGCCUCUGAGUCACUUAAAGAUGAUUAUGCCGAGAAGAAUUGUCUUCUCUGUUCAGUCGAACCAACAAAGAUGCUUUAUCGUUGUUCUGUUUGCAAUUUCACUGUGUGCCUUGGCUGUACAAAGCUUCCACCACCUCUCGUUGUUGAUCAUGCCAAGACUCACGCGCAUCCACUUAGGCUCGUUUCAAGUAAACUCUGCUUUACUUGUAGGGUUUGUGGAAUUGAAGACUACGAAACUAAGUGGUCUUAUGUAUGUUUUGACUGUGAUUUUGUUAUCCAUGGAAAUUGCAUCGGCUUUCCCCGAGUCAUAAACAUCAAUCGUCAUGAUCAUCGAAUCUCUUUCACAUAUCAUCAUGGUCGUGGGCGUCCAAAAUGUGGAGUUUGUCAAGGAGAUGUAAGUCAGUACUGCGGAGCGUAUAUUUGUUCGGUUUGCCCUAACUACACAGUUCACUCACGAUGUGCAUUUGAUUAUACUGUAUGGAAUGGAGUGGAACUUGAAGGAAUACCUGAGAGCAGCGAAGAGAUUGCGCUAUUGUCAUUCAAGGUGUUGGGACAUAUUAUGAUACGUCAUUUUAAUGAAAAACAUAUUCUUCUGUUCUUGAAUAAUUAUGACAUGGUACGUGAUUGGUACGAGCGGUUACGAUGUCCAGCAUGCGUACGUCCACUGGGGUUUGGCCCGGUCUACUUUUGUAAGGAAUGUGGUUUUAUUAUUCAUGAAAAGUGUGCCCGUCUUCCUUGGAAGAAAAGACUUGUGUUUGACCCCUCACCAUACACGUUGGAAUAUAACCCAUCAAUAUAUGUAGACUGCAAGCUAUGUGGAAUGAUAUGUGAUGGUUUCAUGUACACAUCACAAGGAAUUAAAAAGUCAUAUCAGUAUAUAGAUGUACAUUGUGGUUCCAUUUCAGAGCCGUUAGUCCAUAUUGUGCAUUCUCACCCCCUAUAUUUUGGUAAAAGAAAUUAUUGGCAUUGCGAUGUAUGUGACAGAUACGCAGACUACAUGCUCACUUGUUGUGGUGAUUGUGGCUUUUAUUUGUGUUUGUAUUGUGCUACUUUGCCAGAGAAGAUAUGGUAUAUGAGUGAUGAGCACCCUCUCACUCUUUCUUGUGACGGAAAUGAGAGCGGCGAAAAUUGGUGCGACGUUUGUGAGAGUGAACUAGAUCCAAGUGAAUUGUUCUUUGCAUGCUCUGACUGUGAAUUAGUCUUGCAUGUUCGAUGUGGACUAGGAGAUUUCUCACGUCUCAAGCCGGGAAGGAUUUAUACUUUUGGGGAAAGAGAUUACAAAGUGGUCAUUAACUAUAGCUACACUCGGCCAUUUUGCAGCCAUUGUCGCUUUCGAUGCAAGGUCCCCGUCAUCUUAAAGGAUUGUGAUAAAGACGAUGGAUACAUCUGUUCCAGGUCAUGUUUAUCGAGCAGUUUGGGUGUAUAAUAUUUUUUUAACUCCAAGGGCCAAAAUGUAAUAGAGAGUGAUAUAUUUACACAACAAAAUGAAAAUCAAUUGUGGUUUCCAAAUUCUUUACUUUCACAAUAAAAAAUAUUCUCGUUGUGUAUAACAUAUACUAGAUCUUGACCCGCC
This is a messenger RNA of Raphanus sativus (radish), 2215 nucleotides long. RefSeq lists its product as uncharacterized. The coding region runs from base 71 to 2068 and encodes 665 amino acids. The transcript has a single exon. Lineage: Eukaryota; Viridiplantae; Streptophyta; Magnoliopsida; Brassicales; Brassicaceae. The record is from RefSeq and is a predicted model, not a curated record.